AUGGCGUCCUCACGGAAACGCGCCAGGCCCGACGUCGAGGAAAGCCAGGCAGAAUGUCCCUUCGUCGUGACACACCCGGAUCCAAACGAGAAGGACAAGAAAGCAAAGCGCAGACGACAAGAGUCGGUCGACAGUCAACAACAGUCGCAGCCCCCCAAGAUCCUCCUCCAGGCGUCUCCCUUUUCGCCUUUGGGCAAGUUCAAGGAUGCCAACAAUACCAUGGACCGCCAUUACCAGGUCCAGCCAUACCGCAGGUGGAUGGAGAUGACCCGCUACAACAGCUUUGUUUUAAACGGUGUCAAGUAUUGGAGCGAGGGUUUCAUAUUUGUCGCCAACAACUCCACCAUCGAGCGCCAGAAGAACCCCGGCGAACCUGUACAACCUAGGAAGAAGUCAGACGACGACUGGGUAGCAAGGAUUUUGGAGAUCCGCGCGAGCGAUGAGCACCACGUGUACGCCCGGGUGUAUUGGAUGUAUUGGCCAGACGAAUUGCCGCCCGGGUCACAAGAUGGGAAGAGAUUUGUCCAGGGCAGACAGUCAUACCAUGGCCAGAAUGAGUUGAUCGCGUCCAACCACAUGGACGUUAUCAAUGUCGUCAGUGUCACUGCCUCCGCCACAGUGAACCAAUGGGACGAGACGAAUGAAGAGGAAGUUCAACAAGCGCUGUAUUGGCGCCAGGCUUUUGAUGUCCGUAGCAUGGAGCUCUCGUCUGCUGAGCUGCGGUGCAAAUGCAACCGCCCCGAGAACCCCGAUAAGCGGCUGAUAGGUUGCACGAACGACGAAUGCAAGAGAUGGAUGCACGACGAUUGCUUGAUCCACGACGCGCUCCUGAAGACGCACGCACGCCUAGGUACCGACAAACCCCAUAAGCCAGCAGUGCCGGUGAAAAACGAGGAGGACGGCGAGGGCGCCAAAAGACCACUCAGUCCAAGCGAAACCGGGGCGGCCCAGACUGCUCAACAAUCGAUCGACGUGAAGCCAGAGGACCAACAGACCAUCAAGCUUGCCGACGUCGAGAACGCGCUUCCCAAGGUCAAACCCGAAGACACUUCGAACGCCUCGGUCAUCUCUGCCUCGGAGCCGAAACGAAGAGGUCGCCCUCGCAAGUCAGAGCCGAAUGACCCUGGUACUGCGAGACCAUACGAGGGCCUAUUCGAGGCCGUCAUCAAAAAUGACCUCAACCCCCCUACCAUUGAGAUCACAGACCUCCGAGAGAACAUCACCGGGGGCGAGAAGACGUGGACAGAACCUGUCCACUGUCUGCUAUGUGGUCAGGAGGUUCACUGA
Molecule: messenger RNA, 1287 nt
Organism: Anthostomella pinea
Lineage: Eukaryota; Fungi; Ascomycota; Sordariomycetes; Xylariales; Xylariaceae
Source: the annotation of a GenBank genome assembly